Molecule: messenger RNA, 2749 nt
Organism: Pogoniulus pusillus (Red-fronted tinkerbird)
Lineage: Eukaryota; Metazoa; Chordata; Aves; Piciformes; Lybiidae
Gene: XKR8
Product: XK related 8
Exons: 3
Coding region: 36-1235 (399 amino acids)
Biological process (GO): phosphatidylserine exposure on apoptotic cell surface; apoptotic process involved in development; engulfment of apoptotic cell
Cellular component (GO): plasma membrane
Source: RefSeq, a predicted model, not a curated record
GUCCCCGUCACUCGCCGGUCGCCGCCAUCCCGCCCAUGGCGCUGCGAGCGGCCCCGCCGCGGUUCGGGCCGCUGCAGCUAGUGCUGGCGGCGGGGGCGGCGGCGGCGGCGGCGCUGGACGUGUUGGCCGACGGGUGGGUGGCGGCGGGGUACGCGCGGGACGGGCAGCCGGGCUGGGCCGCGCUGGUGCUGGCGCUGCUGGCCGCCGCCUCGCUCGCCACCCAGGCCUGCAGCUGGCUCUGGCUGCGCUCCGACCCGCCCGCCUUGCGCCCCGGCCUGCCGCUCUGGCUGCUCGCCGCCCUCCACCUCCUCCAGCUCGGCUUCCUUUUCAGGUGCCUCCACGCUCUGAAGGUGGGCUGGAAGGUGUGCACGGCAAAGGCAGAGGAAGAGGAGGAGCAGCAGCACAUGGCCUUCCUCUCGCACGACAUCAGCAUGCUGCGCCUCUUCGAGACCUUUCUGGAGAAUGCUCCGCAGCUCACCCUGCUCCUCUAUGUCAUCCUGAGGACCAACAAGGCAGAGCCCUCCCAGUGCCUGGGGCUCUGCACCGCGUUCCUGUGUGUGACCUGGGCUCUAGUGGACUACCACCAGUCCCUGCGCUCCUUCCUGCAGGACAAGCUGGAGCUGGGCUGGGGCUCCUCUGCCGUCUACUUCCUGUGGAACCUCUUCCUCGUCUGUCCCCGCGUCCUGGCGGUCGCCCUCUUUGCCCUGCUCUGGCCCUACGGCCUGGCUGUGCACUUCCCGCUGGUGUGGCUGGCGAUGUUCCUCUGGGUCAGCCUGCAGGGCACGGACUUCAUGGAGUCUCCCGGCCCCGAGCAGCUCUACCGGGCCAUAGUGGCUGUCGUCCUCUACUUCAGCUGGUUCAACGUGUCCUCGGGCAGGACGCUGCAGCGCAGCAUCAUCUACCACAGCUUCAUGCUGGCGGACAGCUCCCUGCUGGCGCUCUCCUGGCUGUGGUGCCGCUCCCCCUCAGAGGAGCUCUCCUACCUCAUCCCGGUGCUCUCCGCCGCGCUGCCCUGCUACCUGCUGGGGCUGGCACUGAGAGUCACCUACUACAAGGGGCUGCACCCCAACAUGUGGGCACAGCAACAAGGUGGCUACGACGAGGUGGAUGCCAGCAGGAGCUCUGGGCCAGAGCUUGUGAACAAGAGGAUGCAGAGGCUGGCCCAGGCCCAGUUCCCCAUCUCCUGGCCAGCAGCACAGCAGUUCCUGGAUGGGGCCACUGAGUCUGCUGUCUGAGGCCACUGCCACCAUGUGACUUUCUGGGGGGGGACACAGAUUUGUUAGCUCUGCUCCUGCUCCCCCAGGCUGUUAUUUUGGGCAGCCGGGGGGACCUGGCAGACAUUAGGGCUGGCCCUUGGCGAGUUCCGUGGCACACAGCAUGGCUCCCAUGGCUCUGUCCUCACAGCUGUGGUGCUGUGGGGGAGGUCCAGCACCCUGGGGCUGCGCUGCUGGGGGCCCUGGCACUUGUUAUUUAUUAUCAGCUUUUCCACAAUAAGCAGUGGGUUGGUUUCUUGUUGGUGCUUCUCCUGUGCCUGCUGCCACUGUUGGUGCCCGAGGAGGUGGUGCUGGUAGGGCAGAGCUCCUCUGCUCCUUGGCAGCAGUUAUUUGUUCUUUCUGUUCCCAGCCAGCAUUUUCUGCCCUGCCGUGAAGGUCAAAGAUUGCUCUGUUAUCGCCGGGGCAGGGAGGGGCUGGAGGAGGCAGGGAUUCCUCUGCGCUGCUGGCGCAGCUGGCCCAGGUGUGCAGGGGCGGUAAGGUGCCCGCACCCGUGGGAGGGUGCCAUGGGCCAGUGCAGGGUCAGGGUGCUUGGGGGCCGUGCCCUUACCCUGUGGCAGAGCUUUGUCCCUUUGGAAACGGGAGCACAUUUCAGUGGGGAUUCUCCACGGGCAGAACCUUUGUCCUGCCCUUUGCCUCCUCUGCUGCCUUUCCCCUCCUGCUGUGGGCUGGGAGAAUGGCACAGCUGAAGCUUUGUGCUUGAAGCUGGGCAGGGUCCUGCUGCCUUUGUCCUUCAAGCAGCAAGUGUUUGUGGGGUGGGGGCUGGCAGCAGCACCAUGGGGCCCUGUCCAGGGCAGGGGGGCAGUGAUCCUGGACCUCACACCUAGCUCAUGAGGGACUCCUGCAGCCUCUGCUGGCUUUCCCACCGCACCCUGGGAGGUGCACUCAUUGUCAUGACCAGGCUGGCAUCCGCCACUGUUUUCUCAGCCGCUGAUGUGGUCAGCAGUUGGCUCUGCGGGUUCCUGGCCAUGAACGCCCGCUGCUGCCCAGGUGGGGCUGCCCCUGGCUCAGUGCCAAAGCCUGAGCAGGCCACCAAAUGCCCCCUGGCUCUUCAUCUGCUGCCCAGCCAACAGCCUGGCUGCCCAUAGCACUGGCCCAUGAACCUUUCACCUCAUUUCCAUUGCCCACCUUCCUGCCAGGACUCUGUCCAGGAGGGGGUCACACCCCCACCCCCACCACGUACCAGGGCAGGGGGAGGCAGCAGGAGGCAGGAGCAGCUGAGAUGCUGCUUUCACAGCUGGGCCUAGAACAAGAUAAGCACAUGGCCAAGGACAGUGGUGCCACAGCAGAGGGGGAGGGUUGGGUGUUGGCCUCAUGCAAAAGGGAAACUUUGUGUGGCACUGUUCAAGGGCUGGUACCUCCCCUGCUGCCCCUCACAGCACCCUCCAGAGGAGCCAGGUCUCUGCCGCAGGCACUGACUGAGGGCCAACAGAGGCUGAGGCAGUGGCUACAGAAAAUAAACCUUUCGGUUUUGUGCA